This is a messenger RNA of Amaranthus tricolor (Joseph's coat), 2095 nucleotides long. RefSeq lists its product as uncharacterized. The transcript is spliced from 7 exons. The record is from RefSeq and is a predicted model, not a curated record. Lineage: Eukaryota; Viridiplantae; Streptophyta; Magnoliopsida; Caryophyllales; Amaranthaceae. The coding region runs from base 11 to 2095 and encodes 694 amino acids.
AUUCACAGAAAUGAUUUCAUCUCAAUUAGCCAUAGUAAGAAGAAGGAAGAAGAGACAAAUUGAAUUACUUGUACUUCUCAUGGUUGUUAACAAUGUCGUCACACUCAUGUACUUGGUGAUGUGUAUGAUGGGUGUAAUUGUUUAUGAAAUUGAACGACCACGUUAUAGCAAAAGUGAGAAGAAACACCUUAGACAAAAGCACUUGGAUGCACUAAUCAAGGAUAGUGAUAUAGUCUGCAAAAGUGAACUUCGUGUGAAUAGAAAAACCUUUUAUGUCCUUUGUGAGAUGGUUCGAGAUGUCGGUGGUUUAAAUGGCACUCGAAAUAUAUCUUUGGAGGAAAUUGUAGCUAUGUUCUUGUACACGUUGGCACAUCAUUUGAAAAAUAGGACAAUUAGAAGUCAUUUCUUUCGAAGUGGAGAAAGUGUUAGUAGAAACUUCCACCGAUGUCUUCUUGCCGUGUUAAAACUACAUACACACUUGCUAAAAAAGCCGACACCUAUAACAGAAGAUUGUGAAGUGGAUAGAUGGAAAUGUUUUAAGAAUUGUUUAGGAGCCUUAGAUGGCACUCAUAUUAGUGUUCAUGUGCCAAGUGAGGAUAGUGUAUGUAACCCUAAUUUGGAGUUCAUAUAUGUUCAACCUGGUUGGGAAGGAUCCGCUCAUGAUGGUCGUGUCCUUCGAGAUGUUAUUACUAGGCCUAAUGGUUUAAAAGUGCCGCAAGGUUCCUACUAUUUGGUAGAUGCAGGAUACACGAAUUGUGAAGGGUUUUUAGCACCAUAUAGAGGUCAUCCAUAUCACCUUAAAGAGUGGGGGGACCGACAACCAAUUAGUGCGGAAGAGUACUUCAACAUGAAACAUUCUAAGGCAAGGAAUGUUAUUGAGAGAUGUUUUGGACUAUUAAAAGGAAGGUGGGGUAUUCUUAGGACCCCAUCCUUCUUUCCAAUACGUACUCAUGGGCGUAUAGUUCAAGCAUGUGUACUAUUACACAAUCUUAUUCGAAAACAUAUGCCAACAGAUUACACAAUGUAUUGGGAUUUCGAUAGUGAAGAAGGUGAAAGUGAUGAUGAGGGCCUACAUGAUGAAGUUGAUUUGAUUACUCAAAUAGCUACUACAAAUGCUUGGACUGCUUAUCGGAAUAACUUAGCACAAACUAUGAUGAAUGUUGGUCAAUUUGUUCAAAGUGGAAGAGGGAAAAACAAGCGAUCAUGGAAUAAAUCUGAGGAAGAGUGUUUGAUUAAUGGUUUGUUGGAGAUGAGCGCCGAUCCUUCAUGGAAAGCUGAUGGGAGUUUCAAAGGUGGUUACAAGAAUAAGUUAGAGGAGAAAUUGAAUGAGAAGUUUCCCGAGUGUGGGUUGAAAGUUAUUCCCCAUAUUGAAUCAAAAAUCAAAUGGUUUAAGGAUAAAUAUAAUGUGCUAACUGAAAUGUUUCUCACUUAUGGUUUUUCUUGGGAUAAUGAAAAGAAUAUGAUUGUUUGUGAAAGGCAAUCUUAUGAAGAAUUUUGUAAGCAACACAGAAAUGCUCAAAGAUUAUGGAAUGUUCCUUUUCCAUUUUAUGAUCAACUUUCAAUUAUCUUUGGUGCCGAUCGAGCUACUGGAGUGCAAUCUGACACUUUUGUUGAAGCUGUUGACAAUCAAGAGAAAGAGACCAUUGAACUAGAUAAGGGUGGUAGUGAUGAAGACGAUGAAUUUGAUGAUUAUGAGUCCGUCAACCAGUCAAAAGAAUCAACUCCAAGUGAACCUUCUUCAAAGAAAGCCAAAAAAGAAAAGGCUCCAAAUGAACUAGGAAGGAAAAGGAAGAAGCCGGAGGUUGUGGACUUAACUUCUAUGAACAAGCACAUGUCUACCAUUGCAAGUGCCUUCUCUACUACACAACUACAUGAGCAAGCUAUCAUGGCUCGUGAAGAAGUUGAGGAAAAUAAAAAAGAAAAUUUGGUUAGUCAAUUGCUUCGCAUAGAAGGAUUGACAAGAUUUGAAAUAAUGGAAGCUUCCAAGAGGUUGGCCUCCAAUCCAAGUGAACUCUCACUCUUUUACCAAUGCCCGGAUGAUGAGUGGAAGAAAGAGUUUAUAAUCAACCUCAUUCAUCCUAACUUGGAUAAGUGA